Molecule: messenger RNA, 591 nt
Organism: Histoplasma capsulatum G186AR
Lineage: Eukaryota; Fungi; Ascomycota; Eurotiomycetes; Onygenales; Ajellomycetaceae
Exons: 3
Coding region: 1-591 (196 amino acids)
Source: RefSeq, a predicted model, not a curated record
AUGGUAUCUCGGCAGCGGAAGAGAAAGAACAAGAACAAGCAUAAUGAGUAUUAUCCUGUUUACAAGGGGCGUGUCAACCAACCUACCAUAUUUUCAUCCUGGGGCGAUGCGCAUCCACGAGUGACUGGGUGUAACGCAGAUUUUCGAGGUUGCGUUACCAUUGAGGAGGCGCGGGAAUUUAUGAAAAUCCGUGGGGUGACGGAGCCCAAGGAGAUUCUCAAGGAGGGAGCAGGCGAAACAGCUCCAUUACCGAACAAGCUAGCAUUUUAUGCCGUUGCUAAUGGUAAAAGCCCUGGUAUCUAUACUUGCUAUUAUGGAAAACCUGGCGCCAAGGAAGAAGUCAACGAGUUUUCGGGAGCAUGUCACCAGCAUUUUAGGACGCGUGCUCAAGCAGAAGCUUUUAUUGAGGAUUGGAAAGAUUCUUAUGCUGAUAUAUGGCGGAGUGCAAUAAGAGAAGCAUUAGAUCAGGGUUUCAGGACGGUGGACAUGAAAAUUGAGGUUGGAGACAUCCUAUCUUUGCCCGAGAGUGAUGAUAUUCUGGAUGGAUUGAAGAUGGACAAACUAAGAAUAAAGGACGGGGCUCAUGAUUAA